Formica exsecta is the source of this 1680-nucleotide messenger RNA. RefSeq lists its product as uncharacterized. The transcript has 4 exons. NCBI's taxonomy places the organism in Eukaryota, Metazoa, Arthropoda, Insecta, Hymenoptera, Formicidae. Bases 1 to 1632 code for a protein of 543 amino acids. The record is from RefSeq and is a predicted model, not a curated record.
AUGUCGCUUUGUCCGUCCUCAUCUCAUCAGCUUGUCGCAGCGGCAAUCGCUUUUCGACGUGCUCGUCGUAAAUUUCCGAAGGACUUUGGCCUCGAAAGCACGAUCGAACAUAUAUCUGGAAAUACAAAGGCAGAAACCGCGACAAGCUGCGAAGGGUCCAUUAAUCAAGCGAAAUCGAGCUCUAUAUUAGUGAGACGCGCGUGCAACUUGAGAUCCGAUCACGUUUGUCCGGCGAGCGUGCGGAAUGGUUGCGAUUACAAGCAUUCCUACAGCAAGGAGAAUUCGAUCAGCUGUAGUUGCUGCCGGGCAAGAAAUAACGGUGAGGACAUUUCGGAGUUGCAGGACGAGUGCAGCGGUGGAGAUGCAAUCGAUACAGUGCCGAGUAGAGAACGUGAGGUGUUCGUAGCUUCGGAUGUCGAUCAGAAAAAUGAAUCUGUAAAAGCGGCUGAGCGAGACAGAUGCGAUGCAGCGUCGAGAACGAUGGAUGGUGAGGCUGCUAAAAGAACGGAAUGGAUUCCGCAAUCCGCGCAUUCAACAUUCUACCAUCAUCGCAAAACGCGCUGUCCACCAGCUGUAUCCUACUCGAACUCUGAUCCCGUCAAUCUCCUCUACGAUUUGGCGCCUGGUGAGAGGAAGGACAAGGUCGCGUGCGGCGACUUUUCGAAGGACAAGGGUAAGGAUUUCGCGUCGACGAGUUGUCACGAGACGUCCAUCGAUCUUGACGGCGACGCGGAAGGUGGUGUCGUCACGAGCGACGCUCGGGGUCGUCAUGGUCCUGGUAUAGAAGACGCGUGGAUGAAAUUGCAUAACUCAAUGCCCCAUCGGAAAAUCGUGGAAUCGGCCUGGCGAUGCCGAUGCGAGCAUCAUCCGUGCAAAGAGUCCGUUUUGGAUUUGUUGAAGUCGUCGUGCGAUCAUUGCUGCGACGGAUGCCAUCGUUGCGUUCAUCAUUGCGAUUGCUUUCGUCGGCAUUGCUGUUGUCGACAGCGCGACAAUUCGUUCUCUACGAACGCAAAAGGAUGCGAGGUGUGCGUCCCCGGCGGAAAAGCUCAGCAUAAAAGCUGGCACGAUCAGAUGCGAGGCGAGAAUAGUCGAUUGUAUGUGGGGCAGUGCUGCUCGAAGGAGUACCCUGGAAUAAUAUCAGCCUCUCGUGAGCGAAACGACGAAAAACGGUGGGAGAAAAACGGGAACGAAAACGACGAAAACGACGACAACGACGAGGACGGUAGAGUGGCCGUUAUCAAUCACAAGGACUCCAUGUGCAUCCUCACUGAAAAAUAUAAAGUCGGCAGGAAGUGCCGCGGCAAAAGAUGCGAGGGUAAGGUGCGAUCGGACGACAGGACGGGGCGAGAGAGGGACGAGUGUAACAAAUCGUUGACUACGAAAAUCAUCGAUCAGCCGGAAUCGCCGCUCGAAAAUGCUGUUCCGCACGAUAGACCGAGCGUGAAACACAUUUGCCGAGCACAUUGCGAGUGCUGCGGGACCGCUGCAAGGAUCGCGAGAAACUCGUGUAGUCGUGGAUGUGGUCGACACGCGCCGCCGGAGGGUGAAUUCGACCGAUUCAAGUCCCCUUUGAACGAGACGUCUGCUACUCACCGCUGUUCAAGUCGAGCGCCUUGUAGACGUGCCUUCUAAUUCAAUUUCGUUUCGUAUACAAACAUGUUUACGUAUUUUUACAUCAAU